GAUCGCUAAUCUAGUAAAAUGAAAGCUGUCAAGCAUUAAACCUCAAUUUUAAUUGAACUUUUUUUGUAUGCCUACUGUAUUGUAUUGUAGCUCUUUAAUUUUAUAGAAUUGUUUAAAUUUCUCGAGAUCAAUACCGAUUUAAAAUGACAAUUAUAUAAGUGGAGAUCAAAACUGUUAAUUAUUCAGUGGUUAAUUAUCUCGAAUUUCGGAUCAAAGUUUUUCUCGCCGACUAAUUUGCAUAGCGAAAUAAAUGCAUGAAUAAAACGGUUUCUAACCUGCACUCGAUAUUAUUUUUGGCCCAGUUUCGAACAAUUCUCGUCCUACUUUUUGUUUUUAAUCUAGUAAGUCCUUUAUAAAGUAAUAUUAUUCGAAGUUUGGUCGAAAUCGGAUCAUUUCUAUCGUUCGUAGCUUCGAGCCAUUACUCUAUUUUAUGCCUCUAUUUUGAACGACAAAAUGCAAUUUAUUAUCUAUCGGCUUACGGUUAGUAAAAGAUACAGCAUGCUUAACGAAUGAAGAUAAGAAGAUUUCAGUGUAAAGUAGCCUAAUCAGAAAUUAUUCGUAGGAUUUAACAGCGAUGAUUCAUCGGCCGCUACGAAAUAAUUGCGUGUACGGGAAGCGAUGAUUGGACGUCGGUCCGAUGACGUCACUAACCCGUAAGCAAACAACAUGUCUUCCGGACGAAAUUAAGGCAGCGAAGAACGAUUCCGAUUAAAUUAUGGAAAAAACUAUAGAUUUUAACGUCGAAGACGUUUACGACUUGGCAGCGGAUAUCGGGAAGGAAUUCGAAAUUAUUAUCGACGGUUACGGAGUCGAUUUAGUUACAAAUUUAAUGACAAAAGUCAUUUAUGCGCUGGAACAUUUGGAGACGAGUACGUUAGUUAAAGAGAAGUUAGAAAGCGAUUUAAAUGAUUUAAGGACGACAGUUGCACAAUUAGAAUACGAAAAACUGGAAAAAGCCGAAUUCAGGCAUAAAUUUGAUCAGGAAUUAGAAUUAAUUGAAGACAAUUGGAGGAAAGAAACAAAUCAAUUAAGUGAAUUAGUUUCGAGACUACAAGAAGAAAAUUGCAGACUUAGUAAUUCCCUUGAAGAGAAAGAGAGCUUUUUCCCAGAAAAAUGCCAUAAUUGCCUUACAGAAACAGAUAUUAAAGUGCUUCAGAGAUUAAGAGAAGUUAUAAACAAACAAAGAGAACAACUUCAGUCUCAAGAAAAAGAAUUAUGCAAACAAACCAGUGAAAUUGAGAAUAUGGAAAAACAGAUGGAAAAAUCUUCUCAUUUAAAUAAAGAAUUGAGGAGGCGAAUGAAAUAUUUACAGUCUCAGAUGCAUACGCUAAUUGAAGAAAAAUCUGACCUUCAAGCUCAGGUUCAAGAUCAACAGAGAGAAAUGCAAACUCUAGAGAAAAGGCUUAGUGAAGCUGUAAAGGAAAACAUAGAUUUAACUUCUGCUGAAAUGAAAUUAGUUCCUGAUUUAAGAGGAAAAAUAAUAAUAAAUGCUGAUGAUCCCAAUAGACCACGUUUUACAUUAGAUGAAUUAAGGCACAUAUUAUUUGAACGAAAUGAUUUGAAAGCAAAGCUAAGUGAUCUAGAAGAUGAACUAAGUAUAUACAAACCAAAAGUUCCAAAACCAGAGAAAGCUCUCUCAGCUGAUGAGGAUCUUCCAGUUCAAGGCCCCAUCAACAGAGAGCCAGAUGAAAAAUUAUAUCCUUCAAGAAGUAAACAUGCAGGAAUUAGAAAAUUUUUCAAGUUAUUUAGAUAAGAGCAAAAAUGAGACUUGCUGCCACUUUCAGUUUCCCCUCCAUCAACUGGCCUCGAUUGAAGUACCAAUAACACGACUCUGCUCGGCGACACCGGAAGGGGACGAGACGGGUGCGCCGGGCGACAGCCGAGACCACGAUCCCGUUUUACGUAGCCUGGACGUCGCCCUGCUGUGGCUCCUGCUGUAAAGCCUUCGCGGGAACCGACGUUCUUUUUCGGCUAAUUCCUAAUUAUAUUUUGGUGCAUUAAUAACGUAUUUAACGAUUGUAAAUAUUGAAAGACGAUAGACGUCACGCUGGAAAAUUUUUUUUUAUAAAGGAAUAAGCAGCUUUAAAUCAAAAAAACAGAAGAUAUUUUGCUAAAGGAGGACGAAAAAUAGUGCCAUUCGGAGUCAAAACUGUACAGAGAUUUGUUGAAAAUGUCGAAUUGUUUUAAAGUUUUUGUAUUUCUAAAAGUUAAUAAAAGUUGUUUAUUGAUAGUUCGGAGCUCUUCGAAAAA
This is a messenger RNA of Centruroides sculpturatus (bark scorpion), 2250 nucleotides long. Its product is annotated as RILP-like protein homolog. Lineage: Eukaryota; Metazoa; Arthropoda; Arachnida; Scorpiones; Buthidae. Gene Ontology annotation, cellular component: ciliary basal body; cytoplasm. Gene Ontology annotation, molecular function: protein dimerization activity. The coding region runs from base 716 to 1753 and encodes 345 amino acids. Gene Ontology annotation, biological process: cilium assembly. The transcript has 9 exons. The record is from RefSeq and is a predicted model, not a curated record.